AUGUCGCACAAUAUCCUUGGAAAGCAAGUUGGCCCUAUUGGCUAUGGUCUCAUGGGCCUGACUGCGCGUCCUCUUCCUGACGAGACUACGUUUGCCGCCAUUCGAACUGCUCUCGAUGCUGGCUGCAACUGGCUCAAUGGCGGGGAGUUUUAUGGUCCACCAGACGCAAACUCACUAGCUCUCAUCCGCCGUUAUCUUGAAAAGUACCCCGAAGAUGCUGAUCGUAUCGUCCUUACCAUCAAGGGAGGCUUGGGCCCCAACUAUGUUCCUAUGGGUAGCAAGGAGAACAUCCGUCGCAGUAUUGAUGACUGCAUCAAGGCCCUGGGCCCUGCCGGACGAAUUGCUUCGUUUGAAAUCGGCCGCAAAGACCCCAACGCUGACUACGAGAACGACACCCUUGCCACCAUCGACGAGUAUGUCAAGGACGGUAAAAUCGACGGCAUAUCGUGCAGCGAAAUCAACGCAAAUACUCUACGCAGUGCAGCAAAGAGAUUCAAAAUCACCGCGGUUGAGCUUGAGCUGUCGCUCUUCACCACAGAGCCCCUGACAAACGGUCUCCUAGAGGCCUGUGGAGAACUUGGCAUUGCUGCUCUUGCAUACUCUCCCCUUGGAAGAGGCCUCCUUGGAGGCCAGAUCAAGUCCGCCAAGGAUCUUCCUGAAGAUGAUCCCCGUGCCAAGAUGCAUCCUCGCUGGCAGGGCGACAAUCUUGCGAAGAAUAUCGAACUUGUCAACAACGUUGAGGCUCUUGCGAAGAAGAAGGGCUGCACCGUGAGUCAGAUCGCUAUCAACUGGUUACUGUCCCUUUCUCGGCGCCCGGGCAUGCCCAAGAUCGUUCCUAUCCCUGGGUCUUCGAAGCCCGACCGCAUCCGGGAGAAUGCCACGAUUGUUAAUCUGACCGACGAGGAUUUGCAUGAUAUUGACAAUCUGCUCGCCUCCUUUACCCCAGCGGGCGAGCGAUAUCCCCCUCAGCAUAUGAAGUAUGUCGACGCAUGA
Fusarium graminearum PH-1 is the source of this 993-nucleotide messenger RNA. RefSeq lists its product as uncharacterized. Gene Ontology annotation, cellular component: cytoplasm. The coding region runs from base 1 to 993 and encodes 330 amino acids. The record is from RefSeq and is a predicted model, not a curated record. The transcript has 3 exons. Lineage: Eukaryota; Fungi; Ascomycota; Sordariomycetes; Hypocreales; Nectriaceae.